Messenger RNA from Drosophila mojavensis, 1199 nucleotides. Its product is annotated as ubiquitin carboxyl-terminal hydrolase 38. The record is from RefSeq and is a predicted model, not a curated record. Gene Ontology annotation, molecular function: cysteine-type deubiquitinase activity; cysteine-type endopeptidase activity. Gene Ontology annotation, biological process: protein deubiquitination. NCBI's taxonomy places the organism in Eukaryota, Metazoa, Arthropoda, Insecta, Diptera, Drosophilidae. Bases 12 to 1163 code for a protein of 383 amino acids. The transcript is spliced from 3 exons. Gene Ontology annotation, cellular component: nucleus; cytosol.
UCAAUUCAAACAUGUCUGAUUUGGAGUUUGGAAAUACCGCUUCCGGCGUCGAAAACUGUGAAGCCUAUGUUAAUCCUCGUCCCGGGCUAGUCAACUUGGGAAAUACGUGUUUUAUGAAUAGCGCCCUGCAAGCGUUGUCGAUGACACCUGACUUUUGUCGUAACCUAAUGCUCUCCGAGUGCAAGUCGAAAAUUGUUGUGCACUUGCAACGUCUGAUUGCACUGAUGCAUUAUUCGCGUCACCACGUGCUUGUGCCACCAUCGGUGCUCUCUGCCAGCAACAGUGCGAUGUUCGUAGCCGGCGAGCAGCAGGACAUCUCGGAGUACUUGGGCUACUUGCUCAACUCGUUGAGCGAAGCCGAGAAAGCCAAGGGAUGUGUGCCUGCAUGUGACGAUCAACUGAAUCUAACCAUUGCUGAUAAAUCAUUCUCGGGACAGCUGACAAAUAUUUACAAGUGCCUUGUUUGCUCCCACGAGAGUCGCAUUCCGAAUAAGUUCCGCGAGCUGCAGCUCGCCUUUCCUGAGUGCACUGGCAAUCCUAAGAUAAACUUUACUGUGCAGAAUCUGAUCGAGCAUAACAGCUUGCCUGAAAUUCUCGAUGGGGAUAAUAAAUACGCAUGCCCCACGUGUGCCACUUAUUGCAAGGGUGAGCAUCACAUGAGGAUCACACAAGGACCGCGCAACCUCAUCAUCACUAUCAAACGCUUCGGUUACGACAGAGCAACCCAUCAGCCUACUAAGCUCAUGCAUAAGGUGUAUCACAACAACUCGAUAUCAUUGGAACAAUAUGACAACGCAAUGCAGCAAUUCACCAUCCUGCUAUAUCGACUUUACGCUAUUGUAAUACACGUCGGUAAUUCCCUUGACUCUGGACAUUACUAUGUACUAGCCCGGGAUGCGGAGCACAGGUGGAUCAAGUUUAACGACAGCGAAGUGUCUUACGUGAAGUCCUCGGAAGUUCGACAUUUGCGUUCCCAGAAUUCAGCACAUAUGCUUCUCUAUGCUUUGAACGAUGAAGUGGACAUGGUAGCGGAGGAGGAUAAGGAAAAUGCGGCACCAAUGUCACAUAUGGCACCGCUUACCCUGGAAGAGCUGCCGGCCAAGCUACGCAAAUUCCUCAAGCGCAACUUGGGAAACGAACCGCCAAAUCAGACAACACAAUAACCACAACAACAACAGAUAGCUGAAUAGUCUAUAUAU